This is a messenger RNA of Elgaria multicarinata webbii, 2338 nucleotides long. RefSeq names its product MFSD2 lysolipid transporter A, lysophospholipid (gene MFSD2A). Gene Ontology annotation, cellular component: plasma membrane. NCBI's taxonomy places the organism in Eukaryota, Metazoa, Chordata, Lepidosauria, Squamata, Anguidae. Gene Ontology annotation, biological process: carbohydrate transport. Bases 24 to 1619 code for a protein of 531 amino acids. The transcript is spliced from 14 exons. The record is from RefSeq and is a predicted model, not a curated record. Gene Ontology annotation, molecular function: lysophospholipid:sodium symporter activity.
UCGGGGUUCCGCGUGGGUUGCCCAUGGCCAAAGGAGAAGGAGCAGAGAGCGUGUCAUCCGCGGGGCUUUUGCAGCAAAGCAUCUUAAAACAAGAGGAACUGAGCCGUCCCAAGAGAGAAAGCAAAGGCAAGCUAUCGAUAUGCAGCAAAGUGUGUUACGCCAUCGGAGGGGCGCCUUACCAGAUCACCGGCUGCGCCUUGGGCUUCUUUCUGCAGAUCUACUUGCUGGAUGUGGCACAGCUGGACCCUUUCUAUGCGUCCAUCAUCCUUUUUGUGGGCCGUGCCUGGGAUGCUGUUACUGAUCCGUUGGUGGGCUUCUUCAUCAGUAAAACAACAUGGAGUCGCUUGGGACGGUUGAUGCCCUGGAUUAUAUUUUCCACUCCCUUUGCUGUGAUCUCUUACUUUUUGAUAUGGUUUGUGCCGGACAUCCCUCGAGGGCAAGUGAUGUGGUAUCUUUUCUUCUAUUGCAUUUUCCAGACCCUCGUAACGUGCUUUCAUGUUCCGUACUCAGCCCUCACCAUGUUCAUUAGCAGGGAGCAGAGUGAACGGGAUUCUGCCACCGCCUACCGGAUGACGGUGGAAGUGCUUGGGAGUGUCCUGGGAACAGCCAUCCAAGGACAGAUUGUGGGCAAAGUGGACACGCCGUGCAUUCCAGACCCGCUCCUGUUGAACAUUGGCAACUCUUCUUCUGUGGCCAUGGAGGAGGUCAACAUCACCCAUGAUACUGGUUCACUCACAGAUACGAGAAAUGCCUACAUGAUUGCAGCUGGUGUCAUUGGUGGGAUAUACAUUCUUUGUGCCAUCAUCCUGUCUGUGGGCGUGCGGGAAAGACGAGAGUCCUCUGAGCUCCAGCUGGGCAAGCCGACUUCCUUCUUCCAGGGCUUGAAGCUCGUGAUGAAGCACGGCCCCUACAUCAAGCUGAUUGCUGGCUUUCUCUUUACCUCUCUGGCUUUCAUGCUCCUGGAAGGCAACUUCGCUUUGUUCUGUACAUAUACCUUGGGGUUCCGGAAUGAGUUCCAGAACAUUCUACUCGCCAUCAUGCUCUCUGCCACUUUGACCAUCCCUUUCUGGCAGUGGUUCCUAACUCGCUUUGGGAAGAAAACGGCUGUCUACAUUGGUAUCUCGUCUGCCACCCCUUUUCUCAUCUUGGUUGUGACUAUGGAAAGUAACCUUAUCAUCACCUAUGUGGUGGCCGUUGCAGCUGGGAUGAGUGUAGCAGCGGCUUUCCUUUUACCCUGGUCCAUGUUGCCAGAUGUCAUCGAUGACUUCAACCUCCAGCACCCAGAUUCCAAUGGCCAUGAAGCAAUUUUCUUCUCCUUCUAUGUCUUCUUCACUAAGUUUGCUUCUGGGGUGUCUUUGGGGAUCUCCACACUCAGUUUAGAUUUUGCCGGAUACAAGACCCGGGGCUGCUCCCAGCCGGAGGCGGUCAACUUCACGUUGAAGAUGCUGGUCUCGGCUGCUCCUGUGGUUUUGAUCAUCCUGGGCCUGCUCCUCUUUAAGUUGUACCCCAUUGAUGAAGACAGGCGGAGGAAAAACAAGAAAGCCCUGCAGGACUUGAGAGACGAAGAGAGCAACAGUAGCUCGGAGUCGGACUCCACAGAGCUGGCCAGCAUUGUCUGACCCUGGCUUGCCUUGGUUUACUUGUUUACACACUGGGAUCCUUAGAAAAUGGGAAGGGCCGCCAUGGCGUCUGCUGUGCAGGAGAGAAGCUGACUGGCUCCCCUAAGGGGAGUGCUCUAUGACGUCCUUCCAGACUGCUCUGGAGAGCAAAUACUGGGAUACGUUGUGCCUUAUGUGGGAUCCAUGGAGCACCGGCCCUGUGUGCAUGACAGGGCAGCAUUUGGUACUGCAGGAAGGUACCUCUUGAUGGAAUAAGCACUAAGCCAGGUGUGUCUUCUACUGGAAUCGGUUUGCAAAAUGCCUUUGAGCCAUGUCGUUCUUUGGCCAGGGGUGUGGGUCUGCUCCCCGCCACCAAUCUACCCGGUACCGUCAGCACAGAAUGUGGUGCACGUCUUUGCAGUACUGUUGAAGGUGGAGGUGUUCGUGCGUGUGCUUUUAAAAUUUUAUCUUACCAUGGACCCAGAUGGUGGUGCUUGGUGUAUAUUACACCCGUGGCAUGUCCUUCCAAACACAACCUCGUCCUGUUCUCUUCUGUAAAUAAGACACGACUAAUGUAGAAAGCAUCCUGUGGUGUUGCUGGGGAUUUUUUAUAUAUAUAUAUAUAUAUAUUUGUAUAUAUAAAGAGCUUAAUUAAAAUAACUUAAUUAUGUUGUACAUAUAAAAGUCACAUGUUUUCCUAUUUGUAUAUGUCUGCACAGAAAGAAGACUGUGAAUCUAUU